Molecule: messenger RNA, 408 nt
Organism: Meloidogyne enterolobii
Lineage: Eukaryota; Metazoa; Nematoda; Chromadorea; Rhabditida; Meloidogynidae
Source: the annotation of a GenBank genome assembly
AUGGAUUUUGUCCAAUCUAUCGACUCUUCUUCCCGAGUAAUCCCUUCAUCUUCCGCAUUUUACAAUAAUGUUACUUCCUCUUCCACAACCAAAACCCAAACAAAUGAACAACAACGUUUGGGGGGUUCCCUUAGAAGACUCAAAACUGUUUUGGUUAUUGACAAAAAAGUACAAAAAUUUCUUAAAGUUCGAGAAAUGGCUUGUCAAGAUAUCGAGGCUGUCUCUGCUGCUUUGAACGUUAAUUUACAGUUAAUCGAUUUUGACCGAUUAGAUUUUGGAGAGUCUUCAACACUUGACAAGUUUUUUUUUCUAAAAAUAAAAAUUAAUUUCUUUAAAAAUUAUAGUUUUUAUAAUGCUGACAUUGCACUGAUUGAUUUUUCGAUAACUCAUCAACAGCCGGUAACUUGA